UCAGCAUCUCAAACAGCGGCGAGUACCGGACCAUCAGCACGAACCUAAUCAUCAACCCGGAGGAAUAUUAAUACUACCAGUACGGAAAUGCGCGCCUGACCGGUUAAACUUAGAAGCAAGAUUGCUGAGUGGAAUCUGUUUGCAGACAGCAGUAGCGUGCAGUGUGUGUACAGUGAAGACGCCGUUUCCCCUCCGCUGAUAAUGAAGCACCAUUUCCACAUGAGGAGGCAUUGACUCCGGCGCAGCCCUGUCGCGCCCGCAACGCCCGCUCUCGGCCCGGGCGGCCCACCACGCCCCGGCCAUAAAGAGCUACCAGGUGAGUCGUAGUCUGUCGCAACACUCCACCGGGCCAUGCUACUGUAUGCCCGAGGACUGCGACACGUCGCGGGACUUCAUGCAUCAUCCUGACCACUACCAGGGCCACAACGACCACCCCUACUUCCCACCUGGUGGACCCCCCGAACCCCUGGCCAUGGUUCCAUCUGGUGGAGGCACCUUUCCCCGUUCACACCCCAGUCAACCGCAACCCUACAACCCCAAUUGUGAGGAAUGCCUAUCCUCAGCAGGACACGGCCAUGGUCACGGGGGGAAGAUGCACCGCAUCCCACCCAACCUCUUGGAUCAGUUUGAAAAACAUGUGCCCUUCCAUCCUGACGGCUUUCACACUCUGCAGUAUCAGCGCACAGCCAGCGGCGAGCAACGCAGCGAGAGUCCAAGUCGCAUACGGCAUCUGGUGAACUCGGUUCAACGUCUCUUUGCCAAGUCUCAUUCACUGGAGACACCCUCCAAACGAGAAUUCAAUGGCACUCGUGGGGGAGAACAUCGGGAAAGAGGGCACCGAAGUGGAGGGGAGGAAGGCGCGGGUCAUCAUUAUUCUGGAACGCACCAAUCCCGCUCCACCCGGCGCAACAAGAGCCGCGAACGCAGCAAAAGCGGAGACUCCCGUCAUGAUUCUCGAAGCUCCCGACAUCGUAGCAAAACGGCCGGGUGGUGGAGCUCCGACGAUAACCUGGACAGUGACAGCAGCUUUCUGGUUGGUGCGGCCAGGGGGGCUCGGGGGUAUCCCACUGGACACGAGACCCUGGAUGCCGCUAUCCAAGAGCUUACUUUAAGGAAAUCCAAGGGACCACCUCCAGGAGAGUGCAUGGCUUGCACCAACAUUGCCAUGGUGGGAGACAGCGGACACUCUCUGAAGAGAAGUACAUGGUCAGCCAUGACGGUCAGUCAGGCUAGAGAGGUCUAUCCAUCUUCUCGUGGAGGUGGAGCAGUGGGAAGCGGAGGAGGGGGAGGGGGAUACGACAAGGCAUUGGUUCCUAUGGACCCCAAAAUGAAGGAACGAUCACUUCACUAUCUGCAGGUGCCCUCAGAUGACUGGUGUGGUGGUGGUCCAUCGGACAGUGGUGGGGAGAUCCCAUGCAGACGUAUGCGCAGUGGCAGCUACAUCAAGGCCAUGGGGGACGAUGACAGCGGUGAUUCGGACACCAGCCCUAAAGCCUCACCGAAAUCUGCCCUCAUCGCUCAGAGAGAAGCCUUCCGCCGUUCCAUCAGCAUGGACCAGCGCUCCUCCACCACAUCCAAGUAUUCAUGUAAACAGUGUACAGACGUCUACCCGAACAGCCGUACCACACCAAAAGGCCAUGCCCGUUCCCGAAGCUAUACCCGCUCUCUGACCAGCUCUCAGCUGGGUGAUACUUUGAACCUGUUUGGAGAGGUGGAAUCCCAGGCUGUCGAGGCUUUAGAUCUACCCGGAUGUUUUCGCACCCGCAGUCACAGCUACGUACGGGCCAUCCAAGCCGGAUGCUCGCAGGACGACGACUGCCUCUCUGUCUUCUCCAUGUCGGGCCCACAGGGCAGCAUGAAGGGCGAGACAGUGUUCUCUUACCGAAAAGGUCCACCUCCUCUGCCGCCACGUAUGACUAAACCAAUGAUCUCUGUGACCGCUCAGAGCAGCACCGAAUCCACCCAGGAUGCUUACUUCCAGAGCACAGGACAGCCUGCUUUGGUUCGUCCCAGACAGCACAGCAACUCCGUAGACCUGACAGAGAGCGCCAGCGGCCGCACCUCCAGAAGCGGGCACUACCUGGCCGGAGGCUCUGGGCGGGUCAGACAGAGCAGCAACUCGGCGGAGAGCCUAAAUGGCAGGCCGCUUCAGAACAUCAGUUAUCCUGGUGGACCCGGUCCGAUGAAACCGAAACACAGCAGCUCGGCCGAUAACCUGCUGGAGGGACCCAGGGGAUCCAGGGAGCGUGCUGGAGGCAGCCUGGGAAAAUCUGCCUCUCUGCCACAGAACAGUAUGUCCCUGACUAAAGCCUUAACUGGGGGAGAGGAGUUCAAACAGGAAGGAAGAGGGAGGAAGUGGAGACCCUCCAUCGCAGUGCAGGUGGACAGCUCGGAGACAUUGUCAGACUCAGACCCAGAAGGCAAAGUCCUGAGAGAGGUUCACUCCAUAGGAGUUCAAGUGGAGGAUGACAAGAGACGAGCUCGUUUCAAACGCUCCAACAGUGUAACCGCAAGCGUCCAGGCUGAUCUGGAGACAGAAGGUUUCGGCGUGCUGACCGUCCCCACUCAGGACAAGGGUCUGCAGUUUGGCUGCUCGUUCCAGCGCCACUCGUCCGAACCGGAAUCGGCCGGUCAGUUUGCAGAAUACCGCACGGUGCACACACAAGGCCAAUGGGCCUACCGCGAGGAUUACAACACCGGUUACACCACUGAGCCCGGACCCCCAGAACUGAGAGCCCUUCCUCGCUCACACUCCCCUCUGCCCUUGGCCCCCGACCGGGGAGGAUGGAACGAGGGCCCGCGGAGCCUCCCAGACUCGGGCCGAGCCUCACCCUGCGUACGGGAUGGAGAGUUUUUCCUCCGUCUCUUGCAGACAGAAGUGGAGAGGAUAGAGGGAUGGUGCCAGAAUAUGGAAAGAGAGGCAGAAACAAAUGAGCUGCCAGAGGAAGUACUGGAGCUCAUCAGAGGAGCUGUUGGCAGUGCACAGAUGCUCAUGUCCCAGAGAGUUCAACAGUUCUUCAGGAUGUGCCAACAGAGUGUGGAUCCCUCAUCAUACCCUCAGCCCACCACACAGGAUCUGACCAGUUACUGGGACAUUCUGCAGCUUGCCAUCGAGGAUGUUAGGGUGAAGUUUCAGGAUCUUCAGCGGCUGAAGGAUUCGGGCUGGAGGUUGCUUCCCGAGAAGAAGGAGGACAAGAAAGUUCCACCUCCGUUACCAAAGAAACCGGCUGGCGGUGUGACGGGUAGCCUGCGGGCCGAGAGCAUGUCCGAGGCUGCGGUGGGGGGUGGCGGAGGAGGCAUGCUGGUGGUCUCACGAGGGCGUAGCGUGCCCGAACGGGACAAAUCGCUGGACAUGGGCGACCGUCAGAAGUUGGAGAUGCGACGCAGGUUACUCCAGACAAAGCGCUCGGCAUCUUUUCGACAGAAUUCUGCCACGGAGAGCGCAGACAGUAUUGAGAUCUACAUCACAGAGGCUCAGACAAGACUCUGAGGGACUGUACCACGACCCCUGAACAACUCUUCAUCGACUCUCACACCUCUGCACAGACGUCCGCAUGGUCAGACAGCGAGUGCGAACUUCAAUGGUGGCCUCCAAGUAUGCUGCUGGUACCUGUGCUUUUGUUUGUUUGGGAUCUUGGGAUGGUAGCUUGCAUUUUAUUUAUUCAUUUAUUUCGAGCAAGUGUUCAUAUUCUAAAAAAAAGGGCUCAUCUAGCACAACCACAUGGUUUGAGAUUGAGACUUUAUAUAAAUAUACAAAAACCUUAGGACUGUUUGAAUACACCACAUUCUAACACACAUACGGGUGCAAUAUCAUUUUUUUUGAGAGGAUCGCAUUAUUUUAAAUAAUAGACCUUCUUUUGAUAUAUUAAAGACAAGUGGUGACUGUGUACGUGUUUCCUAAAUGUUUCCACAGUGCAGCCCCUUUCACUGUGACACAAGCCCACUCUUGUGGCCAUAGUAGAGCAAUGCAUACUGAAAUCUCAGACUAGAUCUGCUUUAUCUAAAUAUUAAGUUAAAAAAGUAAAAUAAACGCCCUUUGCCCUUUAUCAAAUUCUAACAGGGAUCCGUCUCCUGUAUAUUGCAAUAUCAUCUAACAAUUGCAUUCACCCCAAUGAGAAAACCAACACACUCUUUAUAAAAUGAAAUGAUAAAUAUUUAGUUUCCAAUAGCCAAGCUUCCCGAACAGGAGUGCUUUCACAAACAACAGUGGAUGGACGCAGGGGUGAAGAAGACAAUCUUCAAUGUCACACAUGACCUGCACACUGAAGAAUUUUCAUUUAGAGAGGAGGUUAAGCAUCUUAUUCAUUUCACCCCUCUGCCUUUUUCAUAACAGAUGAAAACUAGCAAACGUGAAAUCAAUGUAGCUCCAUCACUUUGGCUCAGUGCUUUACUUUAUUUUUUUCAUUUUUUAAUCUGAUUCUAGUUAGAAAAGGGAUGAAAUAGGCUUUAUGCCCAGCUGCACUACUUCCUGAACUUCAGCCAGCUCCUUGUUUCCUGUCUGCCAUUAUUGGACAAACUGAUUAAUCCAGGUGUGUCUGAUUAUUGUUGU
Paramisgurnus dabryanus is the source of this 4549-nucleotide messenger RNA. RefSeq names its product discs, large (Drosophila) homolog-associated protein 3 (gene dlgap3). Gene Ontology annotation, biological process: signaling. Gene Ontology annotation, molecular function: molecular adaptor activity. Gene Ontology annotation, cellular component: glutamatergic synapse; postsynaptic specialization. The record is from RefSeq and is a predicted model, not a curated record. Lineage: Eukaryota; Metazoa; Chordata; Actinopteri; Cypriniformes; Cobitidae.